Arctia plantaginis is the source of this 471-nucleotide messenger RNA. Lineage: Eukaryota; Metazoa; Arthropoda; Insecta; Lepidoptera; Erebidae. The record is from the annotation of a GenBank genome assembly.
AUGGUGCGCACUCAGCUCGAAGCUCUUAUCUCCGACAAGUCUGGAGGGCGGAGAACUCUUCGUAAGGACCUGGACGCUGGGACCCUGCAGCAGAUAGAGACUUUCCAUAGGCAGAGCUUCUAUUGGGGCUACCUCUUGAACUUAUCAGAUUCCUUACAAAAAUGCUGUGAUUUAUCCCAGCUUUGGUACAGAGAGUUUUAUCUCGAAAUGACUAUGGGCAGAAAGGUCAAUAAAUGCAUGGUCCGCCACCAACACAACGAAGAAUGCAGUGACCUGAUCACCAUGGAGAAGAGGAUCCAGUUCCCCAUUGAAAUGUCCAUGCCUUGGAUCCUAACCGAUCACAUUCUGCGCACCAAGGAACCUGCCAUGAUGGAGUACGUCUUAUACCCACUGGAUUUGUACAACGACUCGGCGCAAUACGCUCUCACUGUCUUCAAAAAAACAGUUAUUGUACGACGAAGUCGAGGCUGA